Molecule: messenger RNA, 2228 nt
Organism: Chenopodium quinoa (quinoa)
Lineage: Eukaryota; Viridiplantae; Streptophyta; Magnoliopsida; Caryophyllales; Amaranthaceae
Product: homeobox protein knotted-1-like LET6
Exons: 4
Coding region: 793-1947 (384 amino acids)
Biological process (GO): regulation of DNA-templated transcription
Cellular component (GO): nucleus
Molecular function (GO): DNA-binding transcription factor activity, RNA polymerase II-specific; DNA binding
Source: RefSeq, a predicted model, not a curated record
UUACUUAGCAAUAAUAAUAAAAAUUUAAAGACAUUGAAAGUGUAAGCUAAGCAGAGCAGUAAAAUGGCAGUGAAAUCCUGAGUGCCACUGCUACUGCAACACAAAAGGAAAAGGAGAACUAGGUAGAGUUUUUUUUUCAAUUCAUUGGGAACCCAAUUUUUCACACUAUUCUCUUUCUUUCUUCCUCUGCAUUUAUCGCGUGCACUCUGCUCCCUAACCCAAACAAAAAUUCCUUCAUCCCCCUUUCUCUCCCUUCAAACAGUACUCCGUAAUUACUUUCGCCGUUUUAUUUUAAAUCGGCGAUCAUCACCCUAAGAGCUGCAUAUAUCAUAUCCGUAACCGGAAAUGAAAUACUAAUACUCAUCAUAAACAUACUGUAAUUAAUAAAUCAAUUCAACCCUCCUCUGCUUAGUUUAGUAAAAGCUUCUGAAGAAGUUCAGAGGAAAGAAAGAGAAAAGAAAAAGAUGACGACAACUAUCACUUAAUAAACCAGUGGGUUAUUUUCAUAGGAUUUUGCUGUAAAAAGCCUGUUUCUUUUUUGUGUAAGCUUAAAUUCCGGGAGCUCUCUCUGCCCUUUUAUUCUUUUUAAUUUUUAUUUUUACCACAAAUCUUAUUCUUACUCCUUUAUUACUCCCACUAUCAAACAAAAAACCCACUACUUCUUCUUUCUCUUCUUCUUAUAUCUUCUUAUAAAUUAAAGAUCAAAUUUUUAUUUAUAAAGAUCCAAUUUUUAUUUAAAGAUCACAUUUUUAGUGAGAAAGAACACAUUUUUAUUUAAAAGGAGAGAAAAAAAUGGAGGGAAUGGAGAAUAAUAGUAAUGGGUUGUAUCCUAUGAUUAUGAUGCAACCAUCUCUUUCUCAUCAUCAUCAUCAUAGUAAUUCACAUCAUCAUCAUCAUAACAAUAGCAACAAAGUUUGUUGUUGUUCUUCGUCUUCUGGUGUUGGAUGUUAUGAUGUUGAUGAUCAUCAACAUCAACAUCAUCAUCAUCAUCAUCAUGUGAUGGAGAGUAACCAUCAUAAUCAAAAUCAGAAUAUUCAUAAUAAUAAUAAUAAUAAUAAUAAUAAUAAUAAUAAUAAUAAUAAUAAUGGUAGUAACAAUGGUGGUGAUGGAAGUAGUAGUUCAGGUGGGAAUAUUAAGGCUAAGAUUAUGUCUCAUCCUCAUUAUCCUCGUCUCUUAUCUGCCUUUGUUAGCUGUCAAAAGGUCGGAGCACCACCGGAAGUGGUGGCAAGACUAGAAGAGGCAGAGGGAAUGGUAAUGAAUCAAGGAGGAGGAAGAAGCGGAGGCGGCAGCGGCAGCGGCGGAGGAUAUAUUGGUGAAGAUCCAGCUUUGGAUCAAUUUAUGGAAGCUUAUUGUGAGAUGCUCACAAAAUAUGAGCAAGAAUUAACCAAACCCUUUAAAGAAGCUAUGCUUUUUUUAUCAAGAAUUGAAUGUCAAUUUAAAGCCCUAACUCUUUCUUCUCCUUCAGACUCUCCCUCUUCUGCUUGUGGGGAGAUCCCUGAUCGAAAUGGAUCGUCUGAGGAAGACAUUGACGUGAACAAUAACUUUAUUGAUCCUUCGGCAGAAGACAGGGAGUUGAAAGGCCAGCUGCUCCGCAAGUAUAGCGGAUAUUUGGGAAGUCUGAGGCAAGAGUUCUUGAAGAAGAGGAAGAAGGGAAAGCUGCCGAAGGAGGCCAGGCAACAAUUGCUUGAUUGGUGGAGUAGACACUACAAAUGGCCAUAUCCAUCAGAGUCCCAGAAGCUCGCGUUAGCUGAAUCAACAGGAUUGGACCAAAAGCAGAUAAACAAUUGGUUUAUCAACCAAAGGAAAAGGCAUUGGAAGCCGUCGGAGGACAUGCAAUUUGUGGUAAUGGAUGCUGCUGCACACUCCCAUGCUCAUUCUCACUACGGUUACAUGGACAACGUCCUUGGGAACCCUUUUCCCAUGGACGUCUCCCCAACUCUUAUGUAAUAGCCCAAAUCAUGAUCAUCGACAAUUAUAUUAUAUUGUCGCUUCUGAUCUCUGCUUAGUUAAUGGUUAUGUUAUUGAGAGUUAUUUAUUGUAUUGUGCUUAAUUAAACUCGAUCGAUCAAUUAUGGAUCCGUACCACUUAGAUGAUAUGAUAUGCCUUAUUAUCAUAUAAUAGUGUGGUGUACUGCUAGCUGAGUUAGAAUCAUGGAGUACUCGUAUUAUUCGAGUAUGUAUUGUUAUUAUGAAUAUAUAUUAUAGAAUCUAAAGAUUAUGUUACAUUAA